AUGAGGACCUCCCUCGGGCGCGCAGCCGUGUGCUGCUCUGCUCUCCUCCGGCUGGCCGACGCCAAAGCCCUCAAGUGGAGCGCCGACGAGAACGAGCCGCGAUGGGUGCCCGCGGCCGAGACCCAGCUCGGCUUCCUGCCCUCGCUGGGCAUGAACAACUUCGCAGCCGGGCCACAGCCGACCUCGCCGCCAGAGCCGAGGACUGUGGCCCACGCGUUGGUGGCGCGUGAUUCCACCGACAACACCUGCGGCUAUGUCAGCGGGAGUUUCACGUCCUCACUCUGGUGCGCGUCCACGGCGCGGUGUGUGUACAACUCGAUCAACUCGCACAUUGGAUGCUGCGACGACGGCGAGACCAAGUGCCCGAUUUGGACCACGUGCUACGACUCGACGGAGCGGAGUAGCUUCUCGACCAAUAACGGGUACACGAUGUGGUGCGGUUCCUCGGACUACCCCCAUUGCAUGACCCAUGUCUACCAAGAAUCCUGGGCCGGAUACACCCUCUUCGGAUGCGGCGUCGCUGCCGCUACCGACAAGAUCUGGUAUCAAGCCCUAGACAAGCCGUCGUCGACUAGCUCUUCCUCCACUACCAGCGCAGAAUCGACAUCCACCACCAGCACGUCCACGUCCACCUCUGCUACCGAAACCUCUUCUUCCACACCAAGCCCCACGCCAGGCCCCGCUCCGAACGGCGGCUCCUCGACCCCCGUCGGGCCCAUCGUCGGUGGUGUUGUAGGCGGAGUCGCCGUUCUCGCCCUCAUCGGCGCCGGCAUCUGGGCCAUCAGGCGGCACUCCAAGAAGAGCAAGCAAGUCAACCCCGACCCAGCCGCCGCCGCAGCCGCAGCCGGGAAUAUCCCCCCGAACGGACCCAACGGACCCAACGGCCCCGCCAGCCCAGUCAGCCCCUACGACAACAACGGCAUGUCCCAACCCCCCUACUACACCGGCGGCGCGGCCGCUUUCGACCCACGCGCCAGCCUCGCCAAACCUCCCGUCGGCCAAACUCCUCCAGGCGGCAGCUACGACCCCAUGACGGGCGCGUACAUCCCCCCCAGCGUCAACGGCGACCACAGCACCCUCGCCGGCAGCCCCGCACCGGGAUCUCCCCCGCUGCACACGGGGUACCAGGGCACGCCGUCGCCUCCUCCUCCGGGGCAAGGGGGGUACCCGCAGUAUGGUCAGCAGCAGCAGCAGCAGCAGCAGGGUGGGUUUGGGUAUGCACAGCACCCUGGGCAGCAGCAUGCGCCGGCGCCGGGACAGCAGGGGUAUACGGCGGAGUUGCCGGCGGAGAGGGGGGAUGGUGAGGUGAGGGAGUUGCAGGGGUAG
Dichotomopilus funicola is the source of this 1326-nucleotide messenger RNA. RefSeq lists its product as uncharacterized. The transcript is spliced from 3 exons. The record is from RefSeq and is a predicted model, not a curated record. The coding region runs from base 1 to 1326 and encodes 441 amino acids. Lineage: Eukaryota; Fungi; Ascomycota; Sordariomycetes; Sordariales; Chaetomiaceae.